Messenger RNA from Scleropages formosus (Asian bonytongue), 4141 nucleotides. It is a transcript of the gene scube2, whose product is annotated as signal peptide, CUB domain, EGF-like 2. The transcript has 23 exons. Gene Ontology annotation, cellular component: cell surface. The coding region runs from base 127 to 3195 and encodes 1022 amino acids. Gene Ontology annotation, molecular function: calcium ion binding. The record is from RefSeq and is a predicted model, not a curated record. Lineage: Eukaryota; Metazoa; Chordata; Actinopteri; Osteoglossiformes; Osteoglossidae. Gene Ontology annotation, biological process: signal transduction.
CACACACACACGUUCCCUCUGCACCCCUCGUUAAGUGGGCGCUCUGACAGGGCCAUGAAAAUGAGGCGGACUCUCCGCCAGCUCCCCAGUGUGAACUCGUAGGUUCGAGGACUGGAUCGUCUCACUAUGGGAGCUUUUUGUGCUGCCAGGAACCUGUGUUUGUUUUUGCUCUUGUUUCAAAGUGGCCGGAGCGCAGCGCGCGGAGAGCACCGUGGUGCGGAGCGCUGUGACGUCUGUCACAUUGACGCACUUUGUGAAAACACUCCGGCUUCGUACAGGUGCAUCUGUAAGCCGGGCUUCAGGGGGGACGGGAGGCGCUGCGAAGACAUUGACGAGUGUGACAGCGAGUUCCGCGGCGGCUGCGUGCACGAGUGCGCCAACAUCCCCGGCAACUACCGCUGCGCGUGCCACGACGGCUUCACGUUGGCGCACGACGCUCACAACUGCCUAGAUGUGGAUGAGUGUAUGUUCAACAAUGGUGGCUGUCAACAGGUGUGUGUCAACACCAUGGGCAGCUACGAGUGCCGCUGCAAGGCGGGGUUUUUUCUCAGUGACAACCAGCACACCUGCAUCCACCGCUCCGUAGAGGGACUCAGCUGUAUGAAUAAAGACCACGGCUGUGCUCACAUCUGCAAAGAGACGCCCAAGGGGGGUGUGGCUUGUGAGUGCAGGCCUGGGUUCGAGCUGGCCAAGAACCAGAGGGGCUGCACAUUAACCUGUAACCAUGGAAAUGGAGGCUGUCAGCACAUAUGUGAGGAUACAGACCAUGGGCCUGUAUGCAGGUGUCAUGUGAGAUACACCCUGCAUUCUGACGGCAGGUCCUGCGUAGAGCGAGACGAGUCCGCGGUUGAGGCCUCCUUGGGACACAACUCCACCCUGCUCGCUGAAGUGGACAAGCGCGUCAAGCGCCGACUGCUCAUGGAGACCUGUGCUGUGAACAAUGGAGGCUGUGACUGCACCUGUAAGGACACAUCCACUGGCGUCCACUGCAGCUGCCCAGUAGGAUUCACACUGCAGCCGGAUGGCAAGACGUGCAAAGAUAUAGACGAGUGUGCAUCCCACAACGGCGGCUGCCAGCAAUUCUGCCGGAACACCAUCGGUAGCUUCGAGUGCAGUUGCAGGAAGGGUUUCAAGCUUCUCACUGAUGAGCGUUCCUGCCAGGAUAUUGAUGAAUGCUUCUUUGAGAGGACUUGCGACCACACGUGUGUCAACUCCCCGGGGAGUUUUGAAUGUGUUUGCAAUAAAGGCUACACCCUGUACGGCCUGGCCCACUGUGGAGAUAUUGAUGAGUGCAGCAUGAACAAUGGCGGCUGUGAACACAGCUGUGAGAACACCUUGGGCGGUUUCGAGUGCCACUGCCGUCCUGACUUCAAGUUGCACUGGAACAAGAAGGACUGCAUCAAAGCAGACCAUUUGGCCACAGCAAAGACACCUGCUAAACCCACGCUGAACUGCAGCAAGCUUGAUGGAGGUGACCGCUGCUUCCUGACCUGCCAGUCCCACGUUCACAUCAACAAUGGAGGUGAGGAUUCCUAUACAGUGAGCUGUGGAACUCCAUUACUCUGCUUCGCUGGAGGACAAAGAAAUGACAGUGGCUCUCAUUGCUUAGUUCUCCCUGCAGUGUCAGAUACAAGUGGUGUUCCUCGGAUCAAAACUACCGCUACGUUUAAAUCCAGCACAGGGAAGUGUAAUCUGCAAAGGAGCCAAGAGAAGCUGAAACAGGGCAUGAGUGCUGCUUUGUCAGGGAGAAAAGCCCCCAUCACUGAGAACGUCCAGUUCAGCUUUGUGAGCCUGCGGUGCAGCUCCUCCGGCCGCUGGGCACGCAGUCACCACGGCCGCAAGGUGGCAGAGGAGGAAGGCUCCUCCAUCACAGCCGAGUUUGAGCUAGAUGUGAACCUAGAGGAGGUAACAGAGAGCUGUGACCUGGGUUGCGUACGCCGCCGGUCUGAGAAACGGCUGCGCAAGACCGUCCGCACCUUGCGCAGGUCAAUCAGCCGUGCACAGUUCCUCCUGCAUUUUGCCGGCUCCCAGUACGAGUUGGCCAAGAAGACAAGUCAACUUGCUGAUGUGCCAGAGCCCUGUGGUUCUGGUCAAAUGCUAGUGGACGGGAAGUGUGUGAGUUGCAGUGUUGGAACGUUCUAUGACGGUGAGCAGGGGGGCUGUGUCCUUUGCCCGGCCGGAAAGUACCAAGAUGAGGAGGGACAGGUGUCCUGUGAGGCCUGUCCUGGGCCUCGGGUGGCAGGCGGUCUUCGGAUAGUUGGGGCCCGAAGCAUCUCCGAGUGCGGAGGUCAGUGUCCUCCUGGCCAAUACUCUCAGGAUGGAUUUGUCCCCUGCCUUCGCUGCCCGUUGGGUUCCUACCAGCCAGAGGUGGGCCGCACAUCUUGCUUCACCUGCGGAGGCAGCCUUGUCACUAAAUAUGAAGGGGCCAUUUCUUUCCAGGACUGUGAGACCAAAGUUCAAUGCUCACCUGGGCAUUACUACAAUACCAGCACCCACCGCUGCAUUCGGUGCCCCCUGGGUACCUACCAGGGCGAGUUUGGUCAGAAUCACUGUGUGGCCUGUCCCGGAAACACAGCCACAGAUUAUGAUGGCUCCACCAACAUCACACAGUGCAAGAACAGACACUGCGGUGGAGAGCUGGGAGAGUUCACAGGUUACAUCGAGUCCCCAAACUUCCCUGGAAAUUACCCUGCCAAUGUAGAGUGUACCUGGACCAUCAAUCCCCCACCCAAGAGGAGAAUCCUCAUUGUGGUCCCUGAGAUAUACCUCCCCAUUGAGGAUGAAUGCGGGGACUAUCUGGUUAUGAGGAAAAGCUCUUUUGUAAACUCAGUAACAACUUAUGAGACGUGUCAGACAUAUGAACGACCAAUCGCUUUCACCUCACGUUCCAAGAAGCUAUGGAUUCAGUUCCGAUCCAAUGAGGGUAAUAGUGGGAAGGGAUUUCAAGUGCCCUAUGUAACAUAUGAUGAGGAUUACCAAGAACUCAUUGAAGACAUAGUCAGGGAUGGCAGAUUGUAUGCAUCAGAGAAUCACCAAGAAAUACUAAAGGACAAGAAGCUGAUGAGAGCCCUGUUUGAUGUUUUGGCCCAUCCACAGAACUUCUUUAACUACACAGCUCAGGAAUCAAGAGAGAUGUUCCCCAAGUCCUUCAUUCGAUUUUUGCGAUCGAAAGUUUUAAGAUUCCUACGUCCAUAGGAAUAAUAUAAAAGGAAACCCUGGCUCAUAGCUUUUAAAAUCCUUCCCAUUAGUGACUUUUCACAGGACUGAGAUGGAAUAUAUAAGCCACCUACUUUGUGCUACACAGAACAACAAACCUGAGUUUCUGUCAAUUUAAAGCCUUGUGGAAUAUGUGGUGAAGACACAUAACAGUUCUGCACUUUCCCCAAAGAAAGACAUGUAAGCAAGCUUCACCUCAAUCGAUUUUCUUCUUCAAAAGAAUGUGUUUGGAGGGCUACUGAAUUUAAGGAUGUUUUUUAAAGGACUGAUGAUGUGAAAUGUUCUCAAACUGGGAAACUCUCUGCAACAGAAUUCCAGACUGAAUUAAAAAACUAUGCUAAAUCAAUGGAUCAGUAACAAUUACCUGUAAUUCACAAAAUAUCAUGAUACACAAAUAGGGAUUAUGAAACAAAAAGUGACUUUAUGAUCUGUCAUGUUUGAGCCCAGCAUGGCAGUCUGCUUUUACUGAGAAACUGAGAAAGUUUGUUUUGAACUCACAACUGUCCCAAGGAAUGGAAAUGAGAAAUGCCGCCACAGGCUUUUGCUGUAGCAGACACUAUCUGUAGCUGUGUUUACCCUGUAGGGCAAUAUUGUGUACCAUUGCAAGAAAAAGGUCAAAAUGAGUGUACAAGAGUUAUACAACACACCUAUGUCAAGAUAAUUAUUGCUAUAUUUACCAGACAAAAGAUUACAUGUUGUAGUUAAAGAACUAUGUUUAUAGCAUUAGGAAAGUGAUGUUAUAAACAAUGAGGUGACAGCUUCUGAAGUUGAAGUUGAACGUCUGAGAAAUUAUAUCAGGGCAAAAAUGUCCAUUUGUUGAAAACCUUAAAGCACUACAAGAGAGUGGUGAAACAGUUAAAGCAAUUAUGUAUAUGAAUGUCUUUUGUAUAUUAUGUAAAGAAUAAUUAAAAACAUGUAUUCUGGU